Belonocnema kinseyi is the source of this 1129-nucleotide messenger RNA. Its product is annotated as alpha-tocopherol transfer protein-like. Gene Ontology annotation, molecular function: phosphatidylinositol bisphosphate binding. The coding region runs from base 115 to 1020 and encodes 301 amino acids. NCBI's taxonomy places the organism in Eukaryota, Metazoa, Arthropoda, Insecta, Hymenoptera, Cynipidae. The transcript is spliced from 4 exons. Gene Ontology annotation, cellular component: membrane. The record is from RefSeq and is a predicted model, not a curated record.
GUAUUUCAGUGAUGUCAUCGUACCAUUUUCAAAGACGUAAACUCAUGCAACUGAAAUUGCAUUCAGUCCAUUCUCGAUAAUUCAGUGAAGAGGAUCAAAUAGCUCUAGACAACUAUGACAUCAAAGAAGUUUAUUACUUUGGAGGAAGAAUUUAAAAAAAAUCAAGAGCUCAAGGAAUCGGACCUUGAAUCUCUAAGAGAAUGGAGCAAAAAACAACCCCAUCUGCCAAAAAUUCCGGAUAUCGAUUUAGUCUUGGUUUUGCAUAGUAAUUAUUAUUCCAUCGAACCAACGAAAAGAACCAUUGACAAUUAUUAUACGAUGAGGACUCAUGUUCCUGAGUUUUUCACAAAUAGAGACGUUAAGAAGUCAAAGGAACUACAGAAGGCAUUGAACGUUUCCCUUUCCACACCUUUAAAAGGAGCAACAAAUGAAGGCUACAAAGUGAUAUAUUCCAGACUUUUGGACUUUGAACCAUCACAUUUUGUACAUGCAGAUGCAGUAAAAGUCUAUACAAUGGUAUUAGACAUGUGGCUUCAUACCGAGGGGACAGUCCCGGGUCACAUUAUUCUGAUCGACAUGUAUGGUGCAGUUAUGGGGCACGUGGGACGUUUGAAUCCUGCUAUUGCAAAAAAAUGUCUCUUUUACCUUCAGGAUGCACUUCCAGUUCGACUUAAACAAUUACAUGUUAUGAAUGCUUCACCAAUUAUCGAUAUUAUGUUGGCUAUGAUGAAGCCAUUUAUGAAGAAGGAACUUCUGGAUAUGCUACAUAUUCAUACUACAUUGGACACCUUAGAAAAGUUCAUUCCCUUGGAUAUUUUACCGAAUGAGUCUGGCGGAAAAUCAGGGCCACUAUUAGAAUAUUAUGACGAACGUAAGAAGAUAUUGAAGGAAUACCGUGAUUGGUUUGCCGAUGAUGAAGUUCACGGACGUGUACAAGAAGCUCUUCGUCCAGGAAAAUCGAAGAAUGCAGGUGAAAUCUUCGGUGUGGAAGGAAGUUUCAAAAAACUUGAUAUAGACUAAUAAAAUCGAUUUCAACUUCAUAAAUUUUAUUUUAAAGAGUUAUAAUUACUCUCAGUGCUUUCUACGUUGCAUGUGUGAUAUAGAGAAAAUAAAAAUAACUAAAAUCAAA